This is a messenger RNA of Darwinula stevensoni, 294 nucleotides long. The record is from the annotation of a GenBank genome assembly. Lineage: Eukaryota; Metazoa; Arthropoda; Ostracoda; Podocopida; Darwinulidae.
AUGGUUAGGGAAGAUUUACGGAUGGAUGUGAAGAAACUGCCACAGGUUUUCGAAGAUGGUGAGCGCCCCUCUUUGCUGGGAAGAAUCUCAUUCCGAGGGCGGGUGGAUGUUUACUGGGAUGAUCACACCUUGCCCCUGUUGUGGGCGUUGGACAGGGCCUUGGCAAAGUUGCCGCCUCUCUCUCGAGUAAAAGAUUACUCCAAGCAUGGAAACGAACAUGAACGCAUCCUACGUGGAGGACUCCAGAAAGGAGAAGCCGAUUGCGAGUAUUCAGUUCGAUUUUGUCAUCUUUGA